Molecule: messenger RNA, 3225 nt
Organism: Penicillium manginii
Lineage: Eukaryota; Fungi; Ascomycota; Eurotiomycetes; Eurotiales; Aspergillaceae
Product: putative mRNA-nucleus export ATPase (Elf1)
Exons: 5
Coding region: 1-3225 (1074 amino acids)
Molecular function (GO): ATP binding; ATP hydrolysis activity
Source: RefSeq, a predicted model, not a curated record
AUGCCACACACUGUCUCUCCUUCUGAGACCCCCGCCAUGCCGACCGUUGUCGCCAAGUCCCCCUCCGGGUCUUCCCAAGUCUCCCUCGAUGGCGCAUAUGCCGUCGCCAACCUCCUCAUUCAGAGUGUCGGCACUGCCGGUCUCCUCAACUACAAUGUCGUCGCUGAGGCCCGCAAGGCCGCUGCCGAUAAGAAGAACGGCGCCAAGCGCGAGAGUGCCAUGUUGAUCAUCGGUGCCCUCUUUGAGCGCUUCCCCCGCGAGUUCCCUCUCAGUGAAGCUGUUUUCCUUCUCCAAGAUCAGGCUCUUCUGAACGUCGUCUUGGAUUCCUUGGCCGACAAGGGCGCCGUCGUCCGCGACGCCGCUCAAUACGCCGUGGAUGCUCUCUACGCCUGCCUCAGCCCCGAGGCCAAGGUCAACGCCUUGGUCCCAGCUCUUGAGAACUACCUGAGCAAGGGCAGCGGUAAAUGGCAAGGUUUCGUCGGUGGCUAUUCUCUCCUUGAGAAGAUGGCUGUCGGCGCCCAAAUGGGCACUGGUUCCCUGGAGGAGGAGCGCGAGAAGGAUGUUCUCCGCGAGGCUCUCGGCAAGACUCUGAAGGAGCUGAUCCCCAUCGUCGAGAACGGCAUGCACGACUUGAAGAGCGAGGUGGCCAAGCAGUCAAGCAAGUCGAUGAAUGCUCUCACCACUCUGCUCUCCAACGACGAUGUCGCUCCUCGUAUUCCCCUGCUCAUCCAGACCAUGGAGCAGCCGUCGGCCAAGACUCUCCAGAAGGCCAUCCACGCUCUCUCCCAGACCACCUUCGUCGCUAUUGUUACCUCCCCCGUGCUCGCCCUCCUCACUCCUCUGCUCGAGCGAUCCCUCAACGACCCCACCACUCCCCAAGAAACUCUCCGCCAGACCGUUGUUGUCGUCGAGAACUUGACCAAGCUGGUCCACGACCCCGCUGAGGCCCGUACUUUCCUGCCCAAGCUGCAGCCUGGUGUGAAGAAUGUCGUGAACCGUGCCUCUCUCCCCGAGGUCCGUGAACUGGCUACCCGUGCUCUCGAUGUCAUGGACAAGGCCAUGGCCGAUAAGGAUGUUGCCUCCGGCUCCAUCACCAAGACUACUCCCGAGGAGGUCCUCGCUGUCCUGAACCCCAAGAUCCAGGAGCACGGUGGUUUCAUCGGCUUCGGCGAUGCCAAGUUCCACGACCUCACCAAGAACUUCGUCGCUGGUAUGGUCCGUGAGGCUGUCAACGCCCGCACGCUUGACCGCAUCCCCUCCAACAUUACCCCCUACCUCCGUGGCCUGCUUGCCGAAGACAGCAUUGAGGCCAUUUCCACUGCUGUCCAGGCUCACUUCACCGAGGAGGAUGAGCGUAAGUUUGGCAAGCCUGUCCAGGCCGACCCCAAUGAGAUUGUCAUCGUCAACGCCAACUUCUCCCUGGCCUACGGUGGUAUGCUCCUGCUCUCUCACACCAACCUGCGUCUUGUCAAGGGCCACCGUUACGUAUCGCCAACGACAAGCUGGAGGGUUUCCCUCCCCCCCGAGGAGGUCCGCACCUGCUUCGUCGAGCACAACCAGGGUGAGGAUGCUGAUCUCAGCAUCCUGGAGUAUGUUGCCAAGGACCCCGCCGUUGCUGGCGAGGGCAAGGAGCACAUUAGCAGCGUCUUGACCGAGUUCGGUUUCACCGAUGGCCCCGAGGGCCGUCAGUCCCAGCCUGUCGGCUCUCUCUCUGGUGGUUGGAAGAUGAAGCUCGCUCUGGCCCGUGCCAUGCUUCUCAAGGCCGAUGUCCUGCUUCUUGACGAACCUACUAACCACUUGGAUGUUGCGAACGUUAAGUGGCUGCAAGAGUACCUGAAGAGACACACCGACAUUACCAGUUUGAUCGUUUCUCACGACUCCGGUUUCCUCGACGAGGUCUGCACCGACAUCUACCACUACGAGCAGAAGAAGCUGGUCAACUACCCCGGUAACCUUGCCGACUUCGUCAAGGUCAACCCUGAGGGCAAGAGCUACUACACUCUUUCUGCCUCCACCGUGCAGUUCAAGUUCCCCCCCUCCUGCAACUGCUCUUACACCUAUCCCGGAGCCCCCAAGCCUUCUCUCCAGGAUGCCUCUCUCUCCCUGACCCUUUCGUCCCGUGUCGCCAUCAUUGGUGGUAAUGGUGCCGGAAAGUCUACCUUCAUCAAGAUGUUGACUGGUGAGACCAUUCCCCAGGGCGGCAAGGUCGAGAAGCACCCCAACCUGCGUAUUGGUUACAUCAAGCAGCACGCUCUGGAGCACGUUGAGAUGCAUCUCGAGAAGACCCCCAGCCAGUACAUCAUGUGGCGUUACGCCAACGGUGACGAUCGCGAGGUGUUCCUGAAGCAGACUCGCAUCUUGACCGAGGAGGACAAGAAGCAGCUGGAGACCCCCAUUGAUCUUGGCGAUGGCCGUGGCCCCCGCCGCAUCGAUACCCUGAUCGGUCGUCAAAAGUACAAGAAGACCUUCCAGUACGAGGUCAAGUGGGUUGGCCUGCUCCCUAAGUACAACACCAUGAUCUCCCGUGAGACCCUGAUUGCCCGCGGCUUCACCAAGAUGGUGCAGGAGUUCGACGAUCACGAGGCUUCCCGCGAGGGUCUGGGUUACCGUAUUCUCGACCCCAAGACCAUCUCCAAGCACUUCGAGGACGUCGGUCUGGACCCCGAGAUUGCCAACCACAACGAGAUCUCCGGUCUCUCCGGUGGUCAGAAGGUCAAGGUCGUCCUUGCUGGUGCCAUGUGGAACAACCCCCACUUGCUGGUCCUUGACGAGCCUACUAACUUCUUGGACCGCGACUCGCUCGGUGGUCUCGCCGUCGCUAUCCGUGACUUCAAGGGUGGUGUCGUGAUGAUUUCUCACAACGAGGAGUUCGUCGGUGCCCUCUGCCCCGAGCAGCUGCACAUUGCCGAUGGCCGCGUCGUCAGCCGCACCAACACCGCCAUCAGCCUCGACCGCUUCGAGGACAGCGCUGCCAACUCUCCCUCCGCCCCCGGUACCCCCGCCGGUGUCUCUGCCGCCGCCUCAGCUGCCACCAGCGCUGCCGCUUCGGCCGUCAACUCUGGCGCCGAGGAUACUGGAGACCUCAAGUUCCGCGCCAAGAAGAAGAAGAAGAUGACCCGCGCUCAGCAGAAGGAUCGCGAGGUCCGCCGUCGUCUCCGUCACAUUGAAUGGCUCAACUCUCCCAAGGGUACCCCCAAGCCCGUCGACACCGACGACGAGGAGUAA